Cavenderia fasciculata is the source of this 2286-nucleotide messenger RNA. Its product is annotated as methylmalonyl-coenzyme A mutase. NCBI's taxonomy places the organism in Eukaryota, Evosea, Eumycetozoa, Acytosteliales, Cavenderiaceae. Gene Ontology annotation, cellular component: mitochondrion. The record is from RefSeq and is a predicted model, not a curated record. Gene Ontology annotation, molecular function: metal ion binding; cobalamin binding; methylmalonyl-CoA mutase activity. The transcript is spliced from 3 exons. The coding region runs from base 1 to 2286 and encodes 761 amino acids.
AUGCAAUUUAUUGCAGUAGGAAUGAACUCUUUACUAAGUGCUGCUGGUAGAUCAGCAACAAGAUUCAUUUUAAAGAAUCAAAUAAAUACACAAGCAUGUAGUAUAUCAACUACAUCAAUUUGUUUAUCAAAGAGUGGUACUACUACUAUACCAGAAGCAUGGAUAAAGAUGGCAAAGAAAGAGAUCAAGGAUGAUGAUCCAGUCAACAAGUUAACGUUUCAGUCACCCGAAGGUAUUGCCAUCAAACCUUUAUAUAUGCAAUCGGACGUCAAAGAUGUUCAAGACGAAGUACCAGGUCAAUUCCCAUUCACUCGUGGUCCAUAUGCCACUAUGUAUUCACAUCGUCCAUGGACUAUUCGUCAAUACGCCGGUUUCUCAACGGCCGAGGAAUCAAAUCGAUUCUACAGAAAGAAUAUGGCCGCCGGUCAAAAGGGUCUGAGUGUCGCUUUUGAUCUUGCGACACAUCGUGGCUACGAUUCCGACCAUCCACGUGUCAUGGGUGAUGUCGGUAUGGCCGGUGUCGCCAUCGACUCGGUCGAAGACAUGAAGAUCCUCUUUGACGGCAUCCCACUCAAGGAUGUAUCCGUAUCGAUGACUAUGAACGGUGCUGUGUUGCCCGUUCUUGCCAUGUACGUCGUCGCUGCCGAGGAGCAGGGUGCUCCCCAGUCAUCGCUUGCCGGCACCAUCCAAAACGACAUUCUCAAAGAGUUUAUGGUGCGUAACACAUUCAUCUACCCACCCGACCCCUCGAUGCGUAUCAUCUCGGAUAUUAUGGGUUACACGGCCAAGAAUAUGCCCAAAUACAACUCUAUCUCCAUUUCGGGCUACCAUAUGCAAGAGGCUGGUGCCGAUAUUGGCUUGGAGCUAGGGUUUACCUUGGCCGAUGGAUUGGAGUAUGUCAGAUGCGGCAUGCAGGGUGGCGUGACAGUUGAUGAGAUUGCACCACGUUUCUCGUUCUUUUUUGGCAUUGGUAUGAACUUUUACAUGGAGAUUGCCAAGUUGCGUGCCGCCCGUCGUCUCUGGGCCAAGCUCAUCAAAGAAAAGUUCUCGCCAAAGGACAACAAGUCGCUGAUGUUGCGUACACAUUGUCAGACCAGUGGAUGGUCGCUCACCGAGCAGGACCCAUACAACAACGUCGUGCGUACCACCGUCGAGGCCAUGGCCGCCGUGCUCGGAGGCACACAGAGUUUGCACACCAACGCACUCGACGAGGCCAUCGGCCUGCCAACCGAGUUUUCAGCUCGUGUCGCUAGAAACACUCAGUUGAUCUUGCAAGAAGAGACUGGUAUCCCACGUAUCAUCGAUCCAUUUGGCGGGUCGUAUGCCAUCGAAGCAUUGACCAAUGAGCUCGAGCAAAGUGCUUUGGCCAUUGUCAACGAGGUUGAGGCACUUGGAGGUAUGUCCAAGGCUGUUGCAGAGGGUAUGCCCAAACGUCGUAUUGAAGAGAGUGCUGCUGGACGUCAAGCACGUAUCGACUCGGGUAUCGAGACAAUCGUCGGUGUCAACAAGUAUCGUCUCAAGAAUGAAGAUCCAAUCGAUAUUCUAGCCAUCGAUAACAAGAUUGUACGUCAAUCUCAAAUCGACCGUCUUGAAAAGAUUAAAAAGACACGUGACACUAAACUCGCUGAACAGUCGUUGCAAGACCUCAAGGACGCUGCCACUGGCACCAAGCCCGGCAACUUGCUCGAUCUCGCCAUCAAGGCCUCACGUGCACGUUGCACAGUCGGUGAAAUCUCUGACGCCCUCGAAAGCGUCUAUGGCCGUUACAAGCCAACCCACACACUCGCUUCGGGUGCCUACAAGACCAACUAUGGCAAGGACAAUGAGAUCCAAGCCGUCGCCGACGCUGUCGAAAAGUUCAAGGCCAAUGAAGGUCGUCCACCAAGAAUCCUCGUCGCCAAGAUGGGUCAAGACGGACAUGACAGAGGUGCCAAGGUUGUUGCCUCUGGUUUCUCUGAUUUAGGUUUUGAUUGUGAUGUCGGACCACUCUUUUCCACCGCCGAAGAGGUUGCCAGACAAGCUAUCGAUGCCGAUGUUCAUGCUGUCGGUAUCAGCUCGCAAGCUGCCGGUCACAAGACCCUCGUUCCACAAUUAAUCGAGACACUCAAACAAAUGGGUGCUCCACACAUUGCCGUCGUCUGUGGUGGUGUUAUCCCAGCCCAAGACUAUGACUUCCUCUACAAGGCUGGUGUUGUUGCCAUCUUUGGUCCAGGUACCAAGGUCACCGAUUCUGCCCUUUCCGUCAUCAAAUCUAUUGAAGAAAAUAUUGCUAAAAAUAAAAAAUAA